CUUUUUCUUUUUUAAAGAUUUCUCUCGCAUCUAUUUAAGAACAAUGCCGCAGAACAAAAAAAUUCAUCAGUUUCAGUUUUCAGAAAAUGACUUUGUGCUCAAAAUCCAUUCGACUCAAUAUUUUGUCGAUCCUUAUUCUAGUGGGAUGCGUUAGUCUCCCAAUAGCAGAAAGCAAAAAUGUUCAGAUUUUAGAAAAGAAGACCACAAUCAACUACCCUGCCAUAAGUUGUCGAAAGCACACUGCAGUAUUGACACAAUUUGGAGGAGUUGGCGAUGGAAAAACAUUGAAUACAAAGGCUUUUCAAUCUGCCAUUGCCAAUCUAAGCCAAUAUGGUUCAGAUGGUGGAGCACAGCUUAUUGUACCUCCAGGGAAAUGGUUAACUGGAAGCUUUAACCUCACUAGCCAUUUCACCCUUUUCCUACAAGAGGGUGCUGUUGUUCUCGCUUCUCAGAAUGAGGCAGAUUUUCCUUUAAUCGAUCCAUUACCCUCUUAUGGGAGAGAGCAAAAUUUUACUGAUGGAAGAUUCGCCAGCCUCAUUCUUGGAAUGAACCUCACUGACGUUGUAAUUACUGGUAAUAAUGGCACGAUUGAUGGGCAGGGUGCUCCCUGGUGGGACAAAUUCAAGAAGGGUCUAUUGAAGGCGACCAGACCAUUCCUGAUUGAGCUUAUGUACACUAAUCAGCUCCAAAUAUCAAACAUUACUUUAACCAAUUCUCCAUUUUGGCACAUCCAUCCCAUAUAUAGCAGUAACGUGGUGAUCCAAGAGGUGACGAUUCUUGCUCCUGUCGAAGUCCCCAAUACAGAUGGCAUUAACCCAGAUUCAAGCACAAACAUUUGGAUAGAAGAUGUUUACAUUGUCUCGGGAGAUGAUUGCAUUGCUGUUAAAAGUGGAUGGGAUGAGUACGGAAUUAAAGUUGGAAUACCCACACAACACCUUGUUAUAAGAAGGCUAACCUGCAUUUCCCCACAAAGUGCUACCAUAGCGCUUGGAAGUGAGAUGUCUGGUGGAAUUCAAGAUGUUAGAGCAGAGGACAUCACAGCCAUCAAUACCGAAUCUGCUGUUAGAAUCAAAACUGCACCCGGAAGAGGAGGCUAUAUUAAAGACAUAUUUGUAAGAAGGAUGACCUUAAAGACCAUGAAGUAUGUUUUCUGGAUUUCAGGUGCUUAUAAUUCACACCCAGAUAAUGGCUAUGAUCCAAAUGCAUUGGCUGUGAUUAACAAUAUAAACUACAUAGACGUUGUAGCAGAUAACGUGACAAUCACAGGAUCACUUGAUGGAUAUGCUAAGGAUCCCUUUACUGGAAUCUGCAUUUAUAACGCAACUAUGAUAUUGAGUGAAACAGCUAAAAAGUUGCAAUGGAACUGCACUGGCAUACAGGGAGUUUCAAACAAGGUGACUCCUGAGCCGUGCGAUUUAUUACCCCAGAAAGCAACUGAUUGCUCUUUCCCAGAUGAUAAGCUGCCAAUUGAAAAUGUUCAUCUGGCAACUUGCUCUAUUUAAGAAAAAUUUCCAGUGAGUUAUGAUCAAUCAUGUACAGUCCUCUUAAGUAUGGUCAAUAAAAAGAUGCAAAAGAUAUGUAACGAAAUUGCAACUUUCUGCUGUUAUUUUGCUUACUGUGUGUUCCACCACAAAAGGGUGGGUAAUGACAAAAUGUUGAUAAUAUGGAUUUGAUUAA
Molecule: messenger RNA, 1677 nt
Organism: Hevea brasiliensis (rubber tree)
Lineage: Eukaryota; Viridiplantae; Streptophyta; Magnoliopsida; Malpighiales; Euphorbiaceae
Product: probable polygalacturonase
Exons: 6
Coding region: 87-1502 (471 amino acids)
Biological process (GO): carbohydrate metabolic process
Molecular function (GO): polygalacturonase activity
Source: RefSeq, a predicted model, not a curated record